AUGAAACAAAAGCGCGUCAUGGACCUCCUGGCCAAGACGCGCAAGCCGUUCAACGCCGUGGAGCUCCGCAACGAGCUCGGGUUCCCCGUGGACGUCCCGGAGCUGUGGGACAUGCUCCUCCACAACGAUAAGCUCUUCUACGACGAGCGCGUCAAGCGUUUCUCGUACAAGGCGAAGCACGCGCUCGCGGACCGCAGAGAGAUGCUCGCGUUCAUACAAAAACGCCAGGACGGCGUGUUGGUGGAGGACGUCGUCGACGCCUACGCCAACGCGCUCGACGACGCGGAGGCGCUCAUCGAGGCCAAGCUCGUGAUGACGCUGCACAACGCGGAGACGCGGAAGCGGGUGCUGUACCCGCUGGACGACGCGUACGAGGCUGGCGACGUGUCGGAGACGACCGCCGGGUUGUUUCACGGCGUGGAGCUGCCCGCGGAGGACGACGCGUUCGACGCCGCGCUGCGGGCGAUCGGGGAGGAACCCGCGCCGAGGCGGGACACGAGGGGGGGGAAGACGGAGGACGACGACGAGUUCGACGCGGAAGGUAACAGGAAGAUUAAGACGAAGAAGAAGAGGGCGGUGAACUUUGAGCGGAUGAAGCUCACGAACGUGCACUUGCCGGAGAUGUUCAAAAAAGGCGCCGCGGGGGACGGCGUCGACAGGCUGGACGGGUGA
Molecule: messenger RNA, 672 nt
Organism: Micromonas pusilla CCMP1545
Lineage: Eukaryota; Viridiplantae; Chlorophyta; Mamiellophyceae; Mamiellales; Mamiellaceae
Exons: 1
Coding region: 1-672 (223 amino acids)
Biological process (GO): transcription initiation at RNA polymerase II promoter
Cellular component (GO): transcription factor TFIIE complex
Molecular function (GO): TFIIH-class transcription factor complex binding
Source: RefSeq, a predicted model, not a curated record